AUGUCAGAUUCGGACUCUGAGUCAUUUCACAGCGCGAACGAAAUCCUGUCCGACUACGAGCAAGAAGCAACAGUUUUAGCUGCAUCUUCACGGGAACCAUUUAGUGCAGAUGCUGUCGAAAAUUGCUCUAAAAAAUUUGCAGAUGGAGGAGCAGGAGCAGAGAAGACAGUUGUCGUUUCUUCAAAACUGUCUAACGCUUGCACACGAGGAAAAAAAAAGGUUGAAGAAGAAAGCGCUCUGAGCAGGCAGCGGAAUAGCACUGCUGGUAAUGCGUCAAAAGUGAAUGAGGUUUCCCGGUCUUCAGAAAACUUUAUUACCAAGGAGGAGGAAAGACAAAUUUUUAACGACACGGGAAAACCAAUUGGAGCAAAAGCUGAGGAGCAUGGUUAUGUGGGAAGUCAUGUUGUUUUAAAUUGCCGUAAUGAAUCUUUUGGGAAGCUGAACAAAACCCGGAAACAGAAAAGUGAUUUUAAUACAACCAAAGCAAACUCUGGUGAUGAUCAGCGUGAACAGAAGGACUCACGGUUACACGGAUUAGAACAGUUACGUAAUGAGCACGGAGAAACUGACGGAUGGGAGGACUGGGGUAAUGAAGAUUUUUUUGCCGAAGAUGAUAAUCCUUCAGGAGUCACAGAAUCUCAGGCUCUAACGGUCACAGAAGAGGGUCCCGAUGGUAGGGUCUUUAUUAAGGGUUCCGGAAAAAAGUCGUUUUGGGGCUGGGGUGAUAUCUCCGGUGUGAUUUCUGCGGUUGGUGGAGGUCUCUCAACUGCAGUGGAAGCUAGUUUGGGUUUACCCUCUCCAGAAGAAUUAGCUGGUCAUGGACGUUCUGAACCGCAGGAUAAUGACAGCAGUUCAUCUGUUUUGGAAAAUUCUUUGUAUUUUCUAAUUCAGAAUGAGAGUAUCAAUGCUGAAAUUAAUGCGCUGGGUGGAUUCCUUUCUAGUAUUGGGUCUACUGUUGUCACUAGUUCGCUUGACGUCCUUGAAACGCUUGGAAAGGCUACUUAUGAGAAGCUGACUGUACCUAAGGAGGCAUGUUUUGAUGACGGUAAAAGAAGACGUUUAAUAUUUGAAGCGCAAGAGAAUAUCAAUUUGUCUGAUUUCCUUAAAGAGUUGCGGGAGAAGCAGCGGUCUGCUGGAGAUGAUGAGACAGCGUCUUCGAAAAAAGUUCGCGCUGAUGUCACCUUUAUUGACUUGUUUGAGUCUUAUGGCGGCUUUGUACAUUUAGAGGGCCUGGAGAUGCUUUCAGCGGGUUCUUCUUUAGAGAAAAAUGAUUGUCAUUAUUUUAAUAUUUUGGUCGACAAGGUCGUAGAGAAACACGCGGCGGAAAGUUCAGAAAAACGUCUCGGUCAAGAAGACUUUUCCUCCACUUUGAAGUCGCUUUUGACGAAGAUUGGCCUACCAUAUGACGGUUCGCAUUUGCUAGAAUGUGAAAGGCAUUGUUCCCAGAGGUGCUUACAGUCUUCUGACACUGCUAAUGAGACUUUUAUCAUAUCCCUCGAAGUCAUUGCUGAAUUUACUGCCCAUAGUGUUCAAACGUUGCACAAACUUGGCCAGCUGACGCUGAUUGCUGCGUCAGAUGUUGAUGAAGUCUAUUUUUUGCGUUUUCUAGAAGUAGUAGGAGACCGUAUUAAUUUCUUUGCAAAUGUUUUUGUUCAAAAGAUUAACAAUUUUCCUGAGGAAGGAGACAAGGUUGAAGACAUGAUAACCGGAGUUUUCUUAGCGUCUGAAGAUGGUUUUACUUAUGUACAGCAGUCUGUUCGUUUACUAGGACCACUCAUUGCGCAAAGUACUACUCGUGAAUAA
Molecule: messenger RNA, 1803 nt
Organism: Enterobius vermicularis (human pinworm)
Lineage: Eukaryota; Metazoa; Nematoda; Chromadorea; Rhabditida; Oxyuridae
Source: the annotation of a GenBank genome assembly